CAAAAAGUGAUAAUGAAACUUGUGUAUAUCCUAUUGAAACAUAAAAAUAAGGAAUAGUUUAGUAUGCAAUGAAAAGCAAAUGCUUAAAAAAAUGAGCCUCAGAUACAACAGUAACAAUGGAAAUUCGAAGUUAAUCUAAUUUAAAUGUUGGGAUGCAUUCACAAUGCUUAAUGAUUGAAUGAUUACAGUGUAAUAUGAUCAAAAUCUUGCAUUAGUAUGUAAAAUAGCUCUACAACAAAAUAUCUCACCUUGCACCAGGCAACAUCACUUCAGUGAGUUGUUGAAUAAGAAGCUACUCUCAUUCAUGGCAUCAACCAUCUUGUACAACAAUCCAUCGGUGUUAAAUGCUAUAGCUAUCUGAUAUUGUCUAUUCUUUAUGGUACAAUGCAAACAAUGCUAUCAAACAAGAAUCUGAGACAAAUUGACAAAAUAUAGUUGCAAUUUGAUUCAUCACCUAUCAGAACAUUUUAAUAUAAACCACUGUCUCUGGAGACAUCAAAAUACUGAAUUAAUACAACAGCCUCAUUGCAAAAAGAUGUUACAAAGCUACUUAAAAUAAACCUUAUCAAAGCAAAACCUUAUCAGCUAGUGGAGCAACUGACCCAUAACUCCAGUGAUCUGGAUUCAAUGCUGACCACUGGCGCUAUCAGCACCAUGUUUUCCCGAUGACUACCUGGGUUUCCUCUGGAGGCUGUGGUUUCAUCCAUGUUCCAAAGACAUACAGGUUGGCAUGUCAGCUGGCCACUGUAAAUUCCACUGUGUGCGCAGAUGAUUGGUGGAACCAGGGGAUAUGUGGUGAUAAUGUGGGAAGAAUAGAAACAGAUGUGGUGUUGGCAUCUGUUAGUCUCGCGAGACCAUGGAUCUGCGCCUGGAAUGGUUUCCAGGGCACAGGCCUGGGCAAGGCUAUAUGGAAGACCGGCAGUUGACCAUGCAGCAAGUCUCCCCUCUCCACAACACAGAUGUUGUCCAAGGGAAGGGUGAGGGCCGAUACAGCUUGGCACCAGUGACGUUUUGCAGGAGUUGCCAGAACGAGGUUGAAGGCAACGUCGGACUGCUUUAGGGACUCCAGCUCCGGAUUUGUCCUCAGGGUUUACUCCCGAAGCCUUUCCCAUGAGUGGGUAUGGCCCCAAGGCAGCGGAGGUUUGAAAUCAGAGUUUUCCCUCUCUUAGAUGGACUGCCUUCCCAGGCUGAUGAGCUUCAUCUACCUGAAGCACUGGUUUUAAGGUGUUAGGAUCCGCCUUCAUCCCUUCUCCUGUCAGUAGAAACCGUUCCACCAGGCUUAGAGGCUAAGCCACAGGAGAAGGCCAGGAGUUGGACUUGGUUCUCAGAGGCUAUUUGAGUCGCAUGCCGUGAGGAGCACUUUUGGGUAGUGGGAGCUUGUCCCCACUACCACCCCUUGGCUUGACAACCUUAAGAACCAGAAAUAGAUGUAAUAAUAGUGUAACUGAUGUUUCAUUGCUGGCACAAACUCCGUGGGCUAUAGGGUUAGUUUCAGUGCUUUCUCUCUUUGCAAAUCUAAAACCUGAACAACCCAUUAGAGAAAUGCGGCAGCUGAUCAACAUGUUAAUUGAGGGACAGAGUUUAAGGAAUAUCUUAAAAAGGAAAAGGUGGAUUGGUGGUAGAGUUUACAGCCUUAACAAUUCAAUUUGAUAAUAAUAAAUUUCAGUGAUGAUAACGUGACCAGAAGAAGAGGAGUAGAUAUAUCCUGGAGGUUUUCAUGAUUGGGGAAGAUACAGAGAGUUAAACUCACAACAGUGAUCCAAUCGAGAGCCAUUAAGCACAGGAGUGAUAGAUAAGCUGGUGAGAGCCGAAGUAUUGGAUGACCUCAAAUUUAUAAAUGCUAGAAGGCAGGCCAUGAUUAUCUUGGAACACUCGUCAAGAAGUAACUGCAGCAUAUCAGAUUUUGUAAAACAUUGAAUGAACAUCUGUCAAGUCUGUGUUAUUAUGUGCGUACAUAAAAAAGAACUGCAGUUCCCAGUGGGCAAUAUGGAUGGUUCAUCCGGAACUGUAUAUGACAUUAUUGAGCUGGUCGCUAGUUGAAGAGUGUUCAGAAUAUGUGCAUCAGCCUUAAACCUAUGCUAAGUUUGUCUCUAUUAAGAACAAACAUAACAUGGUGUCAGAAGUUGGCGUGAGGCCUAAACAUGAAGUGUAAGUGAAUACCAUGAGCAACCGAGAAAAAGACACCAGUUCCGAUAAAAAAACAGCCAUCGAGGCAAGAGAGUACAUUGUGCCCCUAAGUUCACCAAGAAAUUCAGGUGAGAGGCUGAAAAUUCCUGUCAUGGACAAGUUAAGUCCUCCUUCACCUGUGCAGUUUACCGGCAAUCCGACAGAUAACUGGCAAUGCUUCAAACACUGAUUCAAUAUUUAUUUUGUGGCUAACAGAGCAGGAGGGGUUGAUGAAAAAUUGAAAGCGUCUAUUUUUCUACAUGUGAUUGGUGAAGAUGCUUUGGACAUAUGUAAUAGCUUUCAAACUGAUGAGGCCAGCCUAUAUGUUGGGCACUCCAAUGAUGACAUUUGAGGAGUAUUUUGUCCCAAGUGAAAACACCAUGAGUGAGAGAUACAAGGUGUUAGCUUUGACUGAGCUUGAGCUGAGCUUCACUCAUUGAGUAAGUCCUGUGACUCUGGAGAUUUGAGAGCCUCACUAGUUCGAGACAAAAUAGUUUGUGCAGUCCUGGAUAGUGAGCUCAGAGUAAGAUUGCCCUGUGAAAAAGGUUUGACACUGGAAAAGGCUGUGAAAACCACACAAGCACAAGCUAAGGAGCUGCACAGGCUGACACAAAAGUGCAAACUGUGGAAACAGAGGGGCAAAGCACAAGGCAUUUCUGAUUGAUGUCUCACCUGUUGUGUGGGGCAUUCCCUUUGAUUUUCUAACCCCUGCUUAGCAGCAGCACAUCAGGUUUACUGAUGGUUCUGUGAUAUGGAAGAACAGUUAUCAUUGUUGGAAGUCUUCUGCCUUUAAUCCUCUCAUCCAACAAGACUGAAGAAGGAAGUCUGUGAUCUGUCAGUUCAAUAUACAGAGCUUAUAGCAGUGCAUACUGUCAUUAUGCAUGAAACCGAAGAAGUCCAUAUUUUUAUUGAUUCUUGGGCUGCUGUUAAUGAACUUUCUGUCUGGUUGCCCCAGUUGAACUAGCUGUCUAACACUGUUAUGGGCAUCCUUUACAGGGAGUGGAGUUACAAAAGGACACUUGGAGCCAAUCAUCACAUGUUACCAUUACAGUUUACUAUGUUGAUGCCCAUUUGAAAGAUGAUUCACCAAUGACAAGAUUUCUGACAAACACGCUUGUGUUGGCAUGGUGACACCUUGCCUUCAGCCUCAAGCACCAGUAUUGCCAUUUGCUUGGUAGGCCCAUGAGUCUUCUGGUCAUCUGGUGGUACAGGGUAUCAUGGAGUGAUCUAGGCAGAGAGGAUUAUUUCUUUCCACUGAUAUAACUCGUACAGUGAUGGGAAAUUGUGGGCUAUGUUUAGAAAUUAAGGACUGACAACUUUUAAAAUGACCAUUGGUUGCCAUUUGCUCUUGCUCAGGUUUGGCAAAUAGAUUAUGUCGGUCCUUUUCCUUUACAGAAGUGAUUCCAGUACCUUCUCAUUAUGGUGGACACUUAUUCUGGCCUUUUGAUGGCAAUCCCUACUGUUAAAGAUAAUCAGGAUGACAUCCUUCAGGGAUUAGAACAUCUUGUUUCUGCAUAUGAUGAUCUCCUUGAAUUUCAACCUGAUAAUAGUUCGCAGUUUUUGGGUUCCAGGGUACCAGGGUGCGCUGGCUCUAAUGGUGUAUGAAGGGUCUUCCAUGUCCCCUUUUGUCCUCAGGAUGGUGAUGUGAUUGAAUGAAUAAAUGGCCUAUUAAAACAGCAAAUUAAUUUACUUACUUCUGCCCAUACUUUAUCUGAAUAGUUACCUGUCCUUUCCCAUGCUUUGUAAAAUUUGAACAAUGCCCCUUGAAAGGAGGUUCUGCCUUCUUGUUAAUGACAGGACAAUCUAUUACUUUUGUUCCUAGUGGCACAACUGACCACACUGAUAAAGAGUCAAUUCAGUUUUGCAAGGGGUUGGUGGGGUAAAGUAUGGGUGACCUACCCGUCUUCCUCUCCAGUGGAGGGUGAGAUUAUAGCUGACGGACGAGGAAAUACACACUGGGUGAUGGUAUGAGGACAGACCCAUCCUGUGUGUGUGGAUAGGGUUAAAUUGACUAAGAGAGAAUGAAAAUAGUUCUGACUAUGUCUCCCCUUAUAGUUUUUAAAUGUUCCUGUCGGAAUGUUGCUUUGUUCUGUUUAAUGCUUGUCUUGUGUUUAGUUAGAUAUCAGACUUCUUUUGAGACCUGACAGCCAUUGAUAACCUUAUGAUUAGUGAAAAUGAUAUUAUUGUCCCGGGAAGAGUUGUGCAUUAUGUGAUAUGUGCUAAUUCAUACCUUGGCAGGCCUAAGAAUGUAAGGAUGUGUUGUUACUGACCCCAGCAAUGAAGACAUAUUUUAAUGUGAAUGUUGAAGUUAAUCCUUGAAUCUGUAUAAUUUCUCACUUUUUAAUAUAUGUUCAGGUGACUAAAGAGGCUCCUGAAUGAAAAUACUCAAAGGGCUCUGGAGGAUUCAGAUACAUAAUCUGACCAACCUCUGUGAAGAAUGGUUUCAAGGUUGUUUUAAUGAAUGUUAUAUGAUCUGUUUUCACAGAUCCAAUGUCAGAAUAUUGAAACAUAUGAGAUAAUGUCAGAACACAUGGAAGAUAUUGGAAUUCAAGUUCCUUUUGGUGCAGUGGCAGGAACUGAAUAAUCAAAAAAGUGUAAAUACAAGAAAUCUGAAAUAAAUCAGAAAAUGACAAAGGUGCUUUCAUCACAAUUGGAUUAUUUUCGUUUCUCUUCAGUGCUUUGGAUAAAGGGUCCCAGACCUUUACAUUUUCUCUGUUUGUCAUCCCACAUGUCUGAUCUGCUGAAUGUCCUCAGUAUUCUCUGUCAUAUUGAUGCUUAGAGCCUAGGUCUUGGAUCACUGAGUUCCUUAGAUGAGCAAAACUAAAAUAGAUUAUCUUAAUUCUAGGUGCAUCAAUCGGUUGUUCAGGAGGAAACAGUUUUGAAAGGCGCUCUGAAACCUUUGACUGCAAAGCAGUAAUGAAAUGAUUAUUUAAAUUGCAAAAAAGUCAUUGUUCAAGUAUAAUAUUCUGAUAUGUUUGUUUAUUGUUUAAAUGCAAUGUACAUUUUCUUCCUCUCCAGUCUUUCAGAAGAGUUCCAAAUCUGUGGCACAUGUAUUUCCCUCAUCAGAAGAUGUAUUAUUGAUUGAAAGUGAUAGGUUGAAAUCUUAUAGAUUUCAACAAAUUACAAACGUUUGUACUUUAAAUUAAUAUGCCCUGGUUUCUAAAUCAUCUGAAUGUAACUUCCUAGAAAUCUUUGCAUCCUACAUAGAUCUUUGGAGUUCUAUACACCAUGUCCUUUGUAGUACCUUGCACCAUAUUCUCUGGUCUCCCUAACAAAAUACCAUGGCCCAUGAUAGUAUUGCGCAGGGUGCAUCACGUCCUCAAUCCUGGUCCCCCACACAAUAUUACUUGGGGCUCUUCACAGCAUAUAUUUGAAUUACAAAGGCUGCUAUAGCAAGUUCAAUUAAAAAAAUAUUUAAGUAUGGCUUGUAGCUGUCUUCUGUCUUUUCCAACACAGAGAAUGAUAGAUCUGAAAUGACUAUGAACUGAGAUCAGAUAAGAUUUUUUUUGCACAGCAAGUGGUGGGUGCUUUGAAUAUGGUGUCAGGGUGGUAACAGAGAAACACAUGAUAGAAGCAUUUAAGAGGCUCUUAGAUAGGCAUUUGCAUAUCUAGAGAAUGCGUAUGGAAUGGAUAUGGACAUUGUAUAGACAAAAAGGGAUUCAUUAGAUUAGCCAUAUAAUUACUAGUUUAAUUAGUUUGGCACGAUAUCAUGGACUGAAGAGCUUGUUCCUCCCCUGAAUGUUAUAUGUUCCAGGUUCUUUUGUCUAUGUGCUAACAAACACUUCAUAGGAAAUUCAGAAACUGGUGUAAUGAUAACGACACUUAUGAAGCAUAAAAAUAAUGAAAAGAUGCGUAAACCCUACAACUGAUUGAUUGAUAUGAACUGGUCACUGAAAGCUGAGUAUGUCAAUAUUUAAUAUCAUGAUAAAUCUUAAUCAACCUCGGAUAAUAGCUCAUAAAAUCAGUUUAUUUUCGGUGACUAAAGUGUAAAAUCAAUUGCUAAACAUGACUUAUCUACCUGCAAGCACAAGAGCACAGUGCAAAAUUGAUUUCUGUGUAUCUGUCCAUAGAUGCACCUACAGGCAAAUGCCACCAACAUGCAUCAGUUUACAAUGAAAGGGCUCUUACAGUGGAGAAAAACGAGGUGCUGAAAGGUUGCAGUGACACAUUGAAUGGCUCAUUCUUACCAGAGUUGCUGCUGGAGAGUCUACCAGUGGAUCCAGCCAGGAUUCAUUAUUGAUGGACUAGAUGUUUCCAUAUCCAAACAUGGUUCUUUUGUGGUAACCCACAGUACGUAUGAAUAUAAAGAACACAACUUGGUGUCAGAAGUCAGUCUGGAAGAAUAAUAGGUUACCUAACUUGGGAAAAUCGAAGAUAAUUUUCUGAAAAAAGAGUUUGAGCUAUUUUGGUGUUUGCUUAUAGCUUUACAAAAGGAAGGUUUGCAACCUCCACUGACAAUUCAAUUAUCUGGGAACGUAGCUGAGAACUGGAGAAAACUUAAGCAAUGUUUUGAAUUGUAUUUAUCGUCAUCAGAGUGAAUCAAAAACCAGAGAAAGCGAAAGCUGCACUUUUACUCCAUGUAAUAGGUGACAACGCAAUUGAGGUAUAUAAUCAUUUUACUUUUGAAAAUGGAGAUAAUUUAAAUCUAAAAUUGAUAAUGGACAAAUUUGAAUCAUUUUAUAUACUGAAGCGUAAUGUGACGUAUGAGCGAUACAAAUUUUUUACAUUUACGCAGAGAGCUGGUGAAACUAUUGAUCAAUAUGUUACUGAAUUAAGACACCAGAGUAAAACAUGCAAGUUUGGAGAACUGAUAGACUCUCUCAUUAAUGACAGAAUUGUUUGUGGCAUUCUGGAUAAUGGUCUGAGAGAAAGACUCUUAAGAGGACAAGACUUAGAUAUGGAAAAAGCUUUGAUGCUCUGCAAAGCUUCGGAAAUCGUGGCGUUGCAGGCUAAAGAACUUUUCAUUGAGAACUGCAAGGUAGACACUGUGAGAAAGUGCAAACAUAUUAGAAAAAAUAAUAAAACAACAACAAAAACGACAGAGAGCAAGACGUCAUCUGAGAGAAAAAAGCUGUGUGAUUGCCUGUGGACAGCAGCAUUGACCAAAACUGGGUCUGGCGUAUGGAAAAAUUGGCAACAACUGUGCUUUAUCAACUGUGCAUUUCACAUUGAGCCUCAAACCUGGAAUCCCAACAAUCCCUGCCACGAUGCCUGGCCCUUGAGCAUCUUAUACACAGUGUGGGUACCGCAAGAAUACAUAAAAGCUCUGAGUGCGGCACAGGUACAGACAGAACAGAAUAACAACAGACAAAGGAUACCAAGAGAAACGUACCUGUUUAAUGUGGCAGCUGAGACUACGUCAAACCUGCAGCUUGGCUCAUGCAAUUGCCGAGCUGCAACUUCGAUGUUCAACCCAGCUCAGAUGGAAAGCAUGAAAGGAGCUGACCAAUUUCAAACCCGGGACCACUCACUUCAAAGUCCAGUGCAGAUGCCACUACAUGACCAUGUGUCGGGAGAUGGGAUUUGUUCUAUUUUCUUUGACCUAGCGAGACCUCAUGUAAGCUCGUGGAUGAAAUAAAAGUGGAGGGCUAUGUGGGAAGGAAGCAUUAGAUUGAUCUUGGUUGGCACAACAUCGUGGGCCAAAGAGCCUGUACUGUUCUAUGUUCUUAUGUUCUUAUACUGACGAAAGAACCAAAUCCUGGGAACACCACUCUGGGUACUGAUCUCUUUGAUCAAACCCUUCCACUUCUAGCUUCAUUUUAGCUCUUGGUGAUUUAUAUGGGAGCACUUGAAUUGAAGAAACACAGACAUGUCAACAUUUAGUGGUAGUUAAUUUCAGUUGGGGUGUAAACUCCUUAUAUUAACCAGGGCUAGGGGAUGAACAUCUUGAUUGGUACCACAAAACAGCACAUAAUCAUAAUCAAGUUCAUGCAUUUAUAAUGUGGACUAAUAGCUUGGUAACAUCAUUGCCUGUACUUUCCUACACAGUUUGUUUUCAUGCUCAGAUUAAACUCCAAACUAAGGAAAUAACAUUUCAAUCAAUUCCAUUCCUUAUGUAAUGCCCUGGUUAAGAUUUCUACUGCUAUGCUGUAAGGUAGUUUAUAUUAGCAGCUUUCUGUAAAAGCAGUGUGCCACGCUGGAAAGUGUUUUGGCUUUCGCUCAGAUAGCUAUGUUGUCCAAUUUAGGAAUAUGUGUCAGCCAUUCAGGAUUGUGGGAUAUGAGAGAAGGUUCAAGAGCGCUAUUGGCGGGGAGUUUUUUGAAGGAUAGUAGUCUGGUUUAGAGUUUUUUGGAGCAAGCUGCAGAGUGGGGCUCAAGGGAAGAUGCCAGAGAAUGACUUUGGAAGGAGAAUCCCCAUUGCAAGAAGUGUUUUGUGCAGAUGAAGGGCUCCAAGGAGGAAGGCUAAUACUCCUGAGAGAGAGCCAGUUUGUUCGAGGUGGUCUUCGAGGGGAGUUCAGAAUGAGGUGGGUGCUUUCAUGCAGACCUUGGGUCCAGAGUGUGAAUAAUGAGAUAUGACAUUGGACUGGUUUAAUUGUACUGGGCACUUAUAUUUUUUUCUUUAACUGUUUAUUGAAGUUGAACAUUUGGUAAAUGUACUUUCUUUAUACAGGCAGUCCCCAGGUUACGAACGAGUUCUGUUCCUGAGUCUGUCUUUAAGUCGGAUUUGUACAUAAGUCCGAACAAGUACAUCCAGUAUUAUUUAGCGUCAGUUAGUCAAAUGUUUGUCUUAGUAUAUAGUAUAUAUUUUACUUUUCUAUGCAUAUAAAACACUUAAGAAAUGUAUGUAUUUCAAUAAUUAAACCACUGUGUUGCUUAGUAAUAAUUGUAGCUUUCAUCAGGGCAGGGCCUUUCAUAUGCUCCAUAAUUCUCACUUUAUCCUUUAAAAUUGUUCCAAUCGUUGACCAACUGUCGCCUAACGCUUUUCUAAUGACCGAUGAUGUUUCACCUCUUUCCAAACGCUUUAUUAUUUCCACUUUAUUUUCAAUUGUGAUCGCUUCCCAUCGACAGAACAGAAACACUGUGGGUGGCAGGUCCCAAGCUCUGCUGGCUCCCAAGGUCCGCCGGGUCCUAAGGACCACUGCACUAAAUUCCCCGGGUCCUGAAGUCCACUGCACUGAGACAGGUUAAAUGGGACAAGUGGGGGCUGUGCUGGGUUUUUGAUCCUCCACAAUAUUCCGCGUGGGAAUUUAAAUUAGAGGUGGCAGUGUUUUUUAUUACGAGGUCGAGUUGCGAGCUCGACAUCAACCUGGCAUGGAUGGUACGGGAGUCACUGGAUUGAACUCGGGAACCUCCAUUCUCGAGCCCAUUGCUGAUCUCACUGUGCCACCAGCCACUGGAACUGGGGGGGGGGGGGGGGGGGAGGGGUGGUGCGGGGUCAGGGUGAAUCUUGCUAAGAAAAAGUUAACCCAAAUACAAAGUUACACACUCAACACAGUGUCAACGGCAACGACUUAAAAUGGCGGACAGUGUUGCGAUCCGACUUUAAAUGGCGGACGGCGUUCUCUUUCCUCGGUUCGUAAGUACGAGUUGUCUGUAAGUCAGAUGUUUGUAACUUGGGGAUUACCUGUAAUUUCAUGCUGGGAUACGAUCUGUCAUUUCUGGGCUGCUGAUAACUGUGUGUGGGCAGUAUUUACACAGCAUUCACUCAGACUGAGGUUCCUUUAAUCGGAAUGUCACGACGUUCCUGUUUGGUUUAACCCCAAAUUGUACCAACCCUAGACGUAUAUUGUUUAUGAAAGGUGGCCUUCUCACCACUGAGUCACAUGGCUGUUAGCAGAGUUAGCCUACGAGCCCCUCCACCCCCCCCCCUGUGAGAGUUUAUUACAUUUGUAAUAAACUUGUUUUUGACCAAUGCUGGUCAAGGAUGCUUAAAUUCCUUUCAGACAUCAGUACUUGUGAAGGGCAUUCUUUCAAAUAUUUUUCUUCUCUGUAACCAACACUCAUCCUAUGAUGAGGGUCUUCUUGUGGAUAAUCCAAGAUCUUUCUUCAGUUAAGGGCUGCAUGAAAAACCAUUCUAUUUACCUUUGUCAAACAUUCAGCACCUUAGUUCUUGGUUUCAUUCCUUUCUGUUCCAAAUUCUUUGCCCUAAUUAAUUCAGGGUGUGCAUAAUCACAAUAUUUCAUUAGGACAAAGAUAUCCCUAAACGUUAUUAUUUCACAAACAGAACAUCAGUUUUUACUUAUUCAAAAUUGCACCUCUCCACCAAAGUUUUAUUCCUACCUUAUUUCCACAGUCACCUCAUAGUUUCCAUAAGUUUCACCGAUUGAACUUCCACAACACACCAGCUGCCUGUAUCAACCUUGACUCAUUAGUUAUCUACCUGUACAAUGUACUGUGUAUGUUAAUCAAAAUGGCUUCUUUGUUUUGUUAAGAGUAGGAAUGCUUCUUUGUAUGAUAAGUGCUUUCUCUCGCAGUUGUUUAGCUUUAGACUUGCUGAUAUCGGCAUUGUAUUCAUUUGUUGACCAAUGGGGAAUGUUAUUUUGUCUUGUGGGGCUGGGAGCUUGGGGGUUUUCACGGUCUUUUCAGGGAGGUCAGGAAGAAGAUGCCGAAGAACGGUGGACGUGCCUCGCACUGCUCAGUCGACCACCAGGGUGGUCCCAGGUGCAAAGACGUGGAGAUCGGAGGGAAGUGACGAGGGGUCGAAUGGUUCGAUGAUUGAGCUCCAACAAUGUGAACUAAACUGAUUGAACUUUGAUAAGUUGGAGCCUUUUACUUUAUUUUCUUUUCCUUCAUAUAUAUUGUAUUGCAUCGUACUCUUUUAGUUUUAGUAACAUCUUAAAGUGUAUUCCAUAACAGUAUCUGGUGUGAGUUUGAUGUGGUGUGUGUGCACGCGGCAUAAACUUGAUUCUCACAGCACUUGUGUGUACGGGAGGUGGGGUUGGUGAGUGGCUGGAUCUCCUUUUCCCUUAGACAUAUACCAGCCUGUUGGGUAAGUGUUACAUUUGUGGGGGCUCGUUCUGGACAUACUACUUACCUAGUAAGUUCGUAGUUUGCUUCUUCAUUUAAUUGGCUUUAUCUUUCCCUCUACAUUCAGUGUAAUUUACUUCCAGGGUAGAGGAGUCCAAAAUUAGAGGGUAAGGGUUAAGCUAAAAAGGGAAAAGUUUAAAAGGGACCUGAGGUGUAACUUCCUCCACACAGAGGAUGGUGGGUAUAUGGAACAAGCUGCCAGAGGAGGUAGUAUAGGUAGGUACAAUCACAACAUCUAAAAGACAUUUGGACAGGUACUUAGACAGAAAAGGUGUGGAGCAAUAAAGGUCAAACACAAAAUGUGUCAAACAGACAAAUGGGACUAUUCUCAGUUAGGCAAAUUGGUCAGCACAGUUAAGAUGGGCCAAAGAGCCUGUUUUCAUUCUGUAUAGGCCUAUGACUAUCUAUCCUGACACUGCAGUACACAAGUGCUUCACCUUGCCAUCUCUCCAUUUUUUCUUUUCCGCUAUGCAUCUUGUAAUGUGUUCAGUGGUCAGAGUUCAGAGUCUUCUGUGGUCUUGGUGCUCACCAGUAAAACCCUUCUCUAAAUAGCCCAUCUUUGCUCACUCUCUCCAUAUCCCCAAAAGCCUAUUCAAAAUCACAUCUUCAGUCACAUCUACUAAACCUUAUCACAUUACUUGAACACCUGGCUUUCUUCACAGAAAACACUUGAUAAUUUAAUAUUUCAUGGGUGUGACGUAAAUACUGAUUGAAUGUUAGAAACUUGUAAACAACUACAUUGAAAACACAUCAUAUGACCUAUAUUUACAUAGAAAUCCCUUUCCAGAUGUAUUGAGAGAUGGCAGUGGUUGUUUUCUGAAGCCAUAAAAACAUCUUUCUUUCCCUCUGUUUUGGUCCUCUUUGCCAGAGCAUAUAAUAACAAUAGUGAUCUCAUGCUCACUGUUACAAUACUUGAAAUUAGUAGCAACUUGUGGACCUUGUAGAAGUCUAGAAGUUGCUGUCAGUGACAUCUUGCUCCAUACAUUGUUAUAGUUUCUAAAGGCACCAGUGAAUUAGGAUAAGAAACCUUCUUUUCUGAAUGUUAUAAACAUUGACAAUUUUGCCAUUAUAGUUUCAAUAGAACACCAAGCCACAAUUAUAUUUUAACAAUCACUUUAGAAUUUAAACUAGAUGUAAUAUUCCAAGUCAAAUUCAUCAGUAUAAAUACUUGAAAAUUGCAAGAUUUUAUUUCCUGCUUUAAAAUUUAAACUACUUCUCCUUUAAACAUAACCUCCUUUAGAUGUUCCAAGUGAUACUUUUACUGCCUGGUUUGAUGCCUGACAAUUCUUCCUUGUGAUUGGCUGCUCAGUUUGUUAAUUACGUCAAUUUUAAUGAACAAUUUUAGUGACUGGCAGAAGGCACAGAGUGGGAAUAAAGGGGGCAUUUUCUGGCUGGCUGUCAGUGACUAAAGGGUCAGUACCAUUUCUUUUCACGAUAUAUGUCAAUGAUUUGGCUGAAGGAAUUGAUGGCUUUGUGGGCAAGUUGGCGGAUAAUAUGAAGAUAGAUGGAGGGGCAGGUAGUGUUGAUGAAGCACAGGAUCUGCAGAAGCACCUAAACAGAUUGCGGGAAUGGGCAAAGAUGUGGCAGAUCAAAUAUAGUGCAAGGAAGUGCAUGGUCAUGCACCUUGGCAGAAGAAAUAAAGGCAUGAACUAGUUACUAAUUGGAGAGAAAAAUUUAAAAAGAGGUGCAAAGGGACUUGGGCAUCCUCGUGCUGGAUUCCCUAAAGGUUAACAUGCAGGUUGAGUCAUUAGCAGGGAAGGCAAAUGAGCAAUGUUAACAUUAAUUUCAAGAGGACCAGAAUACGAAAUCAAAGAUGCAAUACUGAGGCUUUAUAAGGCAUUGGUCAGACUGCACUUGGAGUAUUGUGAGUAGUUUUGGGUCCCUUAUUUAGGGAAAGUUGUGCUGACAUUCGAAGGGAUCCAGAGGAGGUUCACAAGAAUAAUCCCAGGAAUGAAACGGUUAACAUAUGAGGAUUGUUUGAUGACUCUGUUUAGAAGAAAGAGGGAGAUCUCAUUAAAACUAUCAAAUAUCAAAAGGCUUAGAUCAAGUUGAUAUGGAGAGGAUGUUUCCUGUAGUGGGAGAGUAUAGGACCAGUGGCCACAGCACCAGAAUUGAGGGAUGUCAAUUUUAAACAGAGAUGAGGAAAAAUUUCUUUUGCCAGAGAGUGAUGCAUUUGUGGAAUUUAUUGCCACAGACAGCUGUGGAGGUCUAAUCUUUGAAUAUAUUUACAGCAGAGGUUGAUAGGUUCUUCAUUAGUCAGGGUGUCAAAGAUUACAGGGAUAAAGAAGGAGAAAGGGGUUGAGAGGGAUAAUAAAUCAGUCAUGAUGGAAUGACGGAGCAGACUCGAUGGCCCAGCUGGUCUAAUUCUGUCCCUAUGUAUUUUGGUCUAUUAACACCAGAGACACCAAGCAAAGCAGAAGGCAAUGCCAUAGUGCUCAGGAUUCCUAGAAACUGAUGACACAUGCUGUUGCUUUCCUGAUGGCCACAAAAUCCUGGCUUUUCUGUCAAGAAUGAAGUUACUUGGUCUCACAUCAAGCAAAUUAAACCUCACCACUGCAGCUUAGUUGUUUUAAGUACUGAUGAGCUUUCAAGUCCUCAAGGCAGCAACCUUCAUACUUGAGGUAGAGACCCUGACCUACUGAUUUUUUACAUAUCCCUUGAAUCUCACUUGCAAUUCACCUGCCUGUUUAAACUCUUCCUAUAUUCUAAGCCCAAAGCAUUCAGCUCUUCCUCACCUCAUGAGGUAUAGAGGCAGGAUGGAGUUUGUGAUCCCUAUAACCAUUUACCGGAUUAAUAUCCAGGUGUUAGAUUAAGGGGGGGUACUUAUGUGAUAGUCCACUGCAGAUGUAUACCAGGACCAUGCACCCAUUCAGAAUGAUCAGGAUUGCAUUAGAAAGUGAAAUGCUUGGAGAUUAACUGGGGCAAUCAAUUCACCAAGUACAGAGGAGACAGUGAAAAGGCAACAGAUGUGAAAAGGAAAAGGAAGCCAACAUUUUUUCCAGAAAUAAAGUGGCCAGGUUCUGAAUGAACAUGCAUCUCAACAAUGUGAGAAUAUUAUUACCUGAAAUUAACCACUGAGCCAUUCUUGCCUACACUAAGCAAAUUAUAUUUCUGGUGGAGUGUCCCUCAAUAACUUUUUGUCCAGAUACCAGGACUUGUAUCCUUCUUGAAAGGAUACGGAAAACCACAUGAAAAUAGUUAUAAUCUAUGUAUAUCCAAUUGUAAUUUUAAGAAUUACAUUGACUAUCAUUGGGUCUUGGGAUACAAUGCUAAAAUAUUAUUUUCCUGGAUGCAAUAAAACAUUGAAAGUUGAUUCUCAUUUUCUGCAACCUUAAUCAGAAGGGCGCACUUUAGAGAUGGGAAUGAGAGAUUAUUUUUACAUAGUAUCAUCAAUUUUCCUUGAAUACAGUGUUAAAAAUGUAGCUCAAUAAGAAAUACAUGCGCUCUUCCCUGGGGCACUAUGUUAUAUAUUGUUAUCACAAAAAGGGAUGUGGAGGAGUGGUAGGGGUAUUGGGGCAGGGGGUGCGUGGAAGCAGAGGCGUGCAUAAACACUACAGUGUUUGCUGUAGCAGUUUAGAGCAAAAAUCAAAUACAACCCUGUCUGGCUUGCAGCUGCAACGAUGGUCCGUUCUGUUCAUAAUCAUGUUCAUAGUUAUUUGAGAGUGUGUAAUUAGGAUUUCUCAAUUCAGCAAUUCAUCCAUCAUGCCUAAACUCAUUAGAAUGCUCCUCAGCCUCUCAAUGACGUCCUCAGUGAUUCCAUUUUUACUGUGAAACAGUGAUUGAAAAUGGAAAGCUAGAAUUGCAGGAUUCAUGUAUUAAAUUGAGUAAGUCCAAACAGAGUGCAUGUUCAUCUAUUACAUUCAGGCUCGAGGGUCUUCAUUUAUAUCAUUGCUAAAAUAUUUAAUGUCAAAAGCAUUGUGAUUCAACUUCUUCUAUACUAAUAUUAGAUUGUCUGAGACAGAAAUUUUCAGCAUUUAUCUCUGAUUGAGAAACAUGGAGCCGGAAUUAUCUGCAAAUCAUGCCUUGAGUCUCAUGGCCUCAUGUAAAUAGAGAUGAAAAAUCUAGCCCAAUUCAACAGGUGAAUUCUCCCAGCAUAAAUACUGGAAAAAUGCCACAUGCUCAUCCUUCACGGAGUCCAAUAUUUAAUCACAGUCAAGGAAAGUGUAAGGAUGAUUUGUUAGUUUGGGACUUCCAUAUUCAUGUCUCUAGUCAGGGGAAACACAAAGUCAGUGGCAAUUUAACAGAGACGUGCUGAUAAUUUCAUGCAACACCUAUGCCAAAUUAUUGCAGCAAUAAAGAUGCUUGUUUCAGAUCUAUUUUAGGUCACAAUGAUUGGGUGAAAUUUAUUUUAUUCACCAUGUUCUGCAAUUCCUCAAUUUCCCUGCAAAAUUCCUUUUGGAAACGUCUUGGUUUACAUCUGGAGUAGACUAUCACAUAAAUUCCUACUUCAAUCUAACAACUGCAUGUUGAAAAAUAUAGAUCAGGUAAAUGAUAAUGGGGAUCAUCUUGGGCCCUUGUCUCAAAGGGUAAGAAAUAAUGAAGGCAUAGAAAAUAGGAAGAGUUUGAAGGGGAUGGAUUGCAAGAGAUUUAAGGGUUAGGUAAGACACAAUUCAGUCACAUUGGUAUGGUCCAAUUGGAUUUCUGUACUGCAAUGGCUUUUAGCUGUAUAUUAAUUUGCCAGUCUCCCACAUUUACUGCAAUAAGUAGAUUAUUCCCCUUCACUGCAGAGCUACUAUACCUUUAUAAUGUAUUAUAAAAACAAAACUUUACUUAUAAAAUAGAAGAUAAUCUUAAAGGUAAUUUAUUGAGAUAGUUAUCAUCUUCAAUGUUACAAAGUUUUUUCCUUGAUUAAUAAUUACUUUAGGGUUCAACUUUCUUUUCUCAGUGAGUUCAACCUAUUAACAGAUACCAUUUAAUAUUGCAAACUCUCAGAGAAGAACCUCCGUGGAAGUUCUGGGUGCUAAUUUGUAACAUAAUGCUGAUAUUAGAAAACUAUUUAAUUAAUUGACAGCCAUUGCAUUUAAGUAUUCAUUCAUCAUAGUCAGAGGCAUUAUGUAAGAGAAUGCGAAUGGUAAGAAAGUGAACAGCAGAUUUGGAAAGAAAAAUCUUUUUCAGUAAUUAAAUGUUCUUCAAUCUUUUGCCAAAUAAACAUAGUCUGCCAGAAACCCUGAGAUUUCUAAUGUCCUUAAGGCCAUAAGCUUCCAUCUUCCUUUGUGCUAAUUAUUUGCAUUGUUGUCACUGUAUUGUUUUAUGUACAUAGUAGCACCAAGGCCCAGGUAUAAUGGUGUAGGUUUUGCUGACCAUGAAGUUCUAAACUCAAAUGAAGAUGUUAAGCCUUAUCAGCUUAUAGAUAUAACCUUACUAAAGGGAAGUAAGACUGUAACUAUCUUUUCCAAAGACCAGUUUACUUGCCUGUUUGAGAAGAAAAAGCAUUUCAGGAUGUAUGUUGUAUACAUUUCUCUGACAUUAAAUUGGACCUUUGAACCUUUGUGUAUCCUCCACUGUGAGUUUAGCUGCCAGUGACCACAAUUUGAGCGAUGGGUAACCCUCCCUCCCAAGGAGGAGAUACUUCUAGCUAACAAAGUAGUUUUAAAAACCUUUCAUUUGUUUUUAGUGUUGCAUGUUUAAAUUUAGGUAAAAUCCUUAAAACACAUUUAAUUUCCAAAACACAGGUACAAUUCCUAUAAGCUAAAAAAUAUACCAACGAGUUGUCUGUCGCGGAAAUCCAAGGCAGAGGAAUAGGUUCUCGUUCACCCUGCCUUUCUGUAUUUUUUAAAGGCUCCUUUAAGCCCUAAUAGGGCUUAAGAUUUUCCUAACAAGCCUGACUGCUCUCUUACAUUUAUACUGCUUUUUCUCUGCCACUUGGGUGAAUUCACUUGCAUGUGAUUUCUUUUAACAUACUUUUUCAUGCAGAUGGUUUAAAAGCUUCAGUGGAUAGAGUUCCCAGAUACCCUAAAUUAAUGCUGCUAAUGCUGAACCUCUGAGUACACAAAUCUUCCUACUAUUGAUAGAUUGCUAUUUGACGUGCGAAUUGAUAGCAUCAAACUGGUCUGCAAGCUUCCCAGAACUAAAUAACUUAAGCAGUAUUGUUGAAGUAAGCCCAAUUACAUAACCCAUUGUUUUACACUGCAAUCAACUGUGUGCUGUAAACCAGCAGUCUAUGCUCUAUAGACAGUGCCGUUUGUUUUGCAAAGCUGUCCUUUUAACUUCAAACUGGUUAUUGUUUUUCAUUUAUAUUAAGAACAGAAGAUUGGUUUUCACUUAUGACAAGGGGCUGAACAAAGAAUAUUGGUGGAAGUUUAACUUACAUAAAAACUCUUUGAUCUCUAGAAGUGUUAGCUGCUAUGUUUGAAAUCUAAGCUUGGUGCAAAGGACCUCAACCCUGGUCAGUGAUUACCCAUCAGAGGCAUCCAAGAUGCUGAAGAAUAAAUGGUGUUCCAUGCAGAUACCAAACACAAGUGAGUGCACCAUGAAAAUAAGUUUAAAUAGAAUUGGAAAACCCAUUGUGGAAAAAAUGCAUCAAUUAUCAUGUCUAAUGUCUUCCACAAAUGAAUAAUACAGUAUAUUUUGAACAGAUGGUAGCAUUUUGUGAGUUUAUCUUAAUACUGAAGGGAUUGAUGCUUGCCCUGCAGGUAUAUUUCUGAAAUAUCUCUGAUCUCUAAUAUCACAGUCCAUUCUUUUCAAUCAUCCAGGUCUAGUUUGUAGUGUUUAAUUCAAUGAUCAGGAGCUACAUGAAUGAAAUAUUUUCUAUAAAAUCUUGCAAUGACAGUCAAAGGGAGGUGAAGAAAUUAGUUCUUCCCCAACCAUUGAUACAACUUGAGAUAGAAGAGAUGGAGAAAGGCUGACAAAUAAAUAAUUUAAUGAAGCAUUUGGGCUCUGAAGUUUCAGCAGAUCACAGUGAAACUUGCUUCUUUUAAUGCUGGCCAAACAUCUGCAACUUAAAACCAUAAAGUAUUUAUUGAUUUUGGUUCAGUAAAUUUUCAAUGGAUUAGGCAGUGGCAAAUUAUGGUGUACAUCAUAUCUGUACAUAGUACCAGACCACCAGUGCAGGAUUCCAUGGGUCACUGACUGGCUACCCAUUUUAGGCCAUAACCCAAUGACAAAAUGGCUGCCUAAUAGUACUAAACAAAACAACAUUUUCAUCAGCAGUAUCAUUGCAUUUCUUUGGAUUGAAUCCAAUUCAUUAUUGACAGUUCAGAACGUCCAUGAAAGAGUAUCAUUAUUUUUAGAAAAUCCCCCCCCCCCAACUCUACUCAUGCAGAAGAAUUUGAAAAUCACCAGAACUAAUAAUGCAGAUUCCUGAAAGGUUUAAUUUCAAAAUUAAUUCACUGCUUCAUGCAAGAUAAAAUGCUGCCUCACAGAAACCCAUAUCUUACUAAAGCCAAAAGCAAUCUUCUCUAUUGAGAAUAUUACAUAUUUCUACUUUUUGCAUAAUAACUCUACUUUUUCCCCUGAUAGUACAUUAAUAUUCUGAAAGGUUAGUAAAUCUUUUUUUAAGCAAAUGUGUCUAUUUCAAAUGUAAUGAGCACUGGCACUUAAACAAAAUGAGCUAAAUUACCCCAGAUGACAUGGAAUGAAAAGCUAUGGGGCUGAACUAAUAAAAUAUUAAACAUUUAAUUGUCAGCUACUGUAUCCUUUCAGGCACAGACAACUUGUAUGAAUAACGUCCAGGAAAAGGAGGAGCAAAAUUUGAAAGAGCAAAGUUGCAGAAAAAUCUGCUUUUGUACAGUUUCUCCAACCUUGCACUUUCAUUGCCAGAGAAUGCGUCUUUUGCUCAAUGGUCAGAUAAAUUUGCCAGUCAUUAAUUUCCAGCUGCCAAUUUUCAAAACCAUUGUGCAUCUCUGAUGUAAUUUUGUUUUUGGUUGAAUGCUUUAGUCACUAGUAAAGUGCUAUUUGCUGUGUUGAAAGAUUAGAAAUAAAUUGCAAUUAUUUAAAGGAUUAAAAAGUGACUUGAGUUAUCUGAUUAAAAUAAUGCAAGAGCAGUAAUCGUGGUCUAAAUUGUACUUGAGCACCUGUCAGUAUCAAGUUAGUCCUAAAGUACAAGUUCCUGCUGCAGCCAGAGAGCUCGAAGUGUUGUCACGACAUUGCAACCACAGCUUUCCUAUGGCUCAUCUCUCUUGGGGAACAGAACCUGA
Molecule: messenger RNA, 19265 nt
Organism: Hypanus sabinus (Atlantic stingray)
Lineage: Eukaryota; Metazoa; Chordata; Chondrichthyes; Myliobatiformes; Dasyatidae
Exons: 6
Coding region: 6824-7744 (306 amino acids)
Source: RefSeq, a predicted model, not a curated record